This is a messenger RNA of Punica granatum (pomegranate), 2948 nucleotides long. The record is from RefSeq and is a predicted model, not a curated record. NCBI's taxonomy places the organism in Eukaryota, Viridiplantae, Streptophyta, Magnoliopsida, Myrtales, Lythraceae.
CGUAUCACUUCACUUCACUUCACUUCUCCUCCUUUUUCGAGCAAAGAAGCUCGAGCUUCCUCCUCCUCCUCCUCCAAUGGCUUCUACCUGCACAUUCCCAUUGUUCCUCUCUGUAACCCUGCAACUGAUCAUCAUUACCUUGGCCUCCACCUCCUCCUCCGAAGCUGACAUUCUCCUCUCCUUCAGGGCCUCCGUUGAGGACCCCAGCCGCUCCCUCUCCACCUGGUCCAGCUCCAACUCCUCCUCCUCCCACUGCAGCUGGGCCGGCGUCGCCUGCUCCCUCAUCCCUUCCACUUCCCGUCUCUCCGUCACCUCCAUCGACCUCCAAAGCUUCAACCUUUCCGGAGAAAUCUCACCCUCCAUCUGCGAGCUCCAGAGCCUCACCGAACUCAACCUCGCCGGCAACCUCUUCAAGCAGCCCAUUCCUCUGCACCUGUCCGAAUGCAGCUCUCUUCAGGUCCUGAACCUCAGCAACAACCUCAUCUGGGGCCCGAUCCCCGAGCAGGUCUCUGGGUUCCGCUCCCUCAGGGUUCUUGAUUUGAGCAGGAAUGGAGUCGAGGGCAAAAUCCCAGAAAGCAUAGGACUGUUGAGGACCCUUCAAGUCCUCAACUUGGGUGGCAACUUGCUCUCCGGUACCGUCCCUUCCUCUGCUUUCGGGAACCUCACUGAGCUCACCGUGCUCGACUUGUCUUUGAACCCAUUCCUGACGAGCGAGAUCCCCUCCGAGAUAUGGAGCCUCAAGAACCUCGAGAAGAUCUUCCUACAAAGCUGUGGCUUUUAUGGUGUAAUUCCUGAUUCCAUUGUCGGGUUGCAGAAACUAACCACUCUUGACCUGUCUGAGAACAACUUGACCGGUAAGCUUCCCACGCUUGCUUCCCUCAAGAACUUGGCCUCCUUCGAUGUUUCACAGAACAGGCUCAGUGGGGCUUUCCCGGAUGGGGUUUGUGCUGGAAAUGGUCUCAUAAGCCUCAGCCUCCACACCAACUUCUUCAAUGGCUCGCUGCUCGACGCCAUCGGAGGGUGCCGAAGCCUUGAGAGGUUCCAAGUUCAGAACAAUGAGUUCCAUGGCGACUUUCCCAGUGGGCUCUGGUCCUUGCCCAAGAUCAAGAUCAUCCGAGCCGAAAACAACCAGUUCUCGGGGGAGAUACCCGACUUGAUAUCUACGGCUUCUCAGUUGGAGCAGGUUCAGAUUGAUAACAACAGCUUCACCGGCAAGAUCCCUCAGGGUCUCGGCCUAGUCAAGAGCCUUUACCGAUUCUCCGCCUCCAUGAACCGUCUUCUUGGAGAAAUCCCCCCCAACUUCUGUGAUUCCCCUGUCAUGAGCAUCCUAAAUCUAUCGCAUAAUGCACUCUCCGGUGAGAUCCCGGAAUUGAAGAAGUGCCGGAAACUAGUCUCCUUGUCGUUGGCCGACAACAGUCUGUCUGCAGGAAUACCGGAAUCUCUAGCCGAUCUUCCGGUGUUAACUUACCUCGAUCUAUCAGCUAACAAACUAAGCGGACCGAUCCCACAGGAGCUUCAGAAUCUGAAGCUCGCCCUCUUCAAUGUGUCAUUCAACCAGCUCUCCGGCCGAGUUCCAGCGCUCCUAAUCUCGGGCCUUCCAGCUUCCUUCCUCGAGGGAAAUCCUGGGCUUUGUGGCCCGGGAUUACCCAACUCGUGCUCUGAUUUCGGGCCCAGGAGACACCGGGAUGGUGGUCUAACGACUUUAGCUUGUGCUCUUAUCUCUAUAGCCUUUGGCAUCGGUCUUCUGAUAUUCGCUGCUGGUUUCUUGGUUUAUCGUAAAUCUUCCAAGCAAAAAGCGGAAAAGGUUUGGCACUCGGUGUUCUUCUACCCUCUACGGAUCACCGAGCAGGACCUGAUCGCGGGAAUGAAUGAAAAAAGUGCUGUUCGAACUUGCGGGGUGUUUGGGAGAGUGUACAUUCUAAGUCUACCAAGUGGCGAGCUCGUGGCAGUGAAGAUAUUGGUGAAUUUCCGGAACCAAUCUCCGAAGACUCUGAAGUCUGAUAUCAAGACACUAGCUAAAAUAAGGCACAAGAGCAUCGCGAAGAUCCUCGGCUUCUGCCACUCCGAUGACACGAUCUUCAUGAUCUAUGAAUACUUACCGGGUGGAAGCUUGGGGGACUUGAUUGGUGGGCCUGAUUUUGAGUUACGAUGGAGCGUCAGAUUGAGGAUCGCAAUUGGUGUUGCUCAGGGAUUAGCUUACCUGCACAAGGAUUAUGUGCCACACUUAAUUCACCGAGACAUCAAGUCAAAUAAUAUCCUUCUUGACUCAGACUGCGUGCCGAAGCUCACAGAUUUCGCCCUCGACCGUAUUGUGGGAGAAGCUGCAUUUCAGACAACCGUGGCCUCGGAAUCUGCAUCAUCCUGUUACAAUGCACCAGAGAGUGGAUACAGUAAGAGGGCUACUGAGCAAAUGGACGUGUACAGCUUCGGGGUCGUGUUACUUGAACUGGUAACCGGCCGUAAAGCUGAAGAAGAAGAUUCUGCUGAUUCCCUUGAUAUAGUGAAGUGGGUCCGAAGGAAGAUCAACAUAACCAAUGGAGCAUUCACAAUUCUCGACUCUAGAGUAUCGGGUGGCUCAGAGCGAGUGAUGCUUGGAGCUCUUGACAUUGCACUCCGCUGCACGUCCGUGAUGCCGGAGAAACGACCCUCGAUGCCUGAAGUCGUGAAGGCCCUCCAGUCCCUUUGUUCCGGCAACAGCCCUCAGCCACUAAGCUUAGCCUUGUCUUCAUCAGAAGGGCAUCAACUUCCAGUCUGAACACAGGAUUAUUCAGUUUUUGUGUUCUCAUUUUUUUCACUUGAAGCUUUCUUUGUAAAAAAGAAAAGUUUAAGAUCGAAUCCUGGUUUAGGUUUCGGGUUCUCGAUAAUUCGUAAAGAAUCUAGUGUGAAAGAGAAAAUGGUGAGAGGUUCGUUUAAAUUGAUCCUAAAGAUUUCCAGCAUAAUUAAGCUCC